CAAGUUCUCUCUCAGGACCCACAAGUUUGCCUUGUUGCUUUUUGUGCUCUAGAAUAUUUCUUGUUUUUUAAUAGUUUUUGCCUUUUUGGGGAAACUCUGGGGUCCAUCAGGGCACAGUUUGAGUGCGCGAUGGCUGAACUGGUGCGAAUCCGUAAGAAACGUCUGCAGAUGCCCAUCAAUAGGCUGAGGAGCAUCUUGAAGCAGCUGGAGGAGAAAGAUGUUGACUUUGAGGAGAUCAAAAGGAAUCUGGAUGUCACAGCAUCGUUGCUGGAGGCUGUUUAUCUCGAUGGAACAAGGCAGUGCUUAGAGUCUGAAGACGACCUCCAGCAGCUUCAGUCGGAUGGUGUGCCUGCAGAGGUCACCGACUGGCUGGCGUCGACGUUUACUCAGAGAGCAAGACGACCUGGGCGCCGUACGGAUGAGAAGCCCAAGUUCCGUAGCAUCGUGCAUGCUGUGCAGGCUGGGAUAUUUGUGGAGAGAAUGUUCAAGAGGGCCUACACGGCCGCCAUGCCCGACCAACCUGCAGCCGUCGUAAACUGUCUGAGGGACGUUGACCGCUGGAGUUUUGACGUAUUUGCCCUGAACGCAGCCAGCUCCGAUCACGCCCUGCAGACGCUCUUCUUCGAGCUCAUUACCAGAUAUGAGCUCAACAGCCGCUUUAAGAUCCCCAUCUCUAGUCUGACACUGUUCCUGUCGGCCGUGGAGCGAGGAUACUGCAAACACAACAACCCGUACCACAGCCAUGUACACGCCGCCGAUGUCACCCAGACGCUGCACUGCCUACUGCUGCGCUCUGGCCUCGUGCACUGGCUGACAGAGUUGGAGGUCAUGGCGGCACUUUUUGCUGCAACUAUCCACGACUACGAGCACACAGGAACCACAAACAACUUUCACAUCCACACAAAGUCGGAGUUUGCGCUGAUCUACAAUGACAGGGCGGUGCAGGAAAGUCAUCACCUGAGCGCAGCAUUCCGCCUCCUACAGGAUGACCAAAUGAACAUCUUCAUCCAUUUGACUCGAGAGGAAUGGAUGGAAUUGCGCUCACUCGUCAUCGAGAUGGUGUUGUCCACAGACAUGUCCUCUCACCUCCUCCAAGUCAAAGCAAUGAAAUCCUGCCUACAACAACAGGAACGAAUUGAGAAGUCCAAGGCACUAUCUCUGUUACUUCACACAGCUGACAUCAGCCAUCCAUCUAAACCCUGGAUAUUGCACUCUCGAUGGACCAAAGCCCUGAUGGAGGAGUUUUUUAGACAGGGUGAUAGAGAGGCGGAACUGGGCCUGCCCUUCUCUCCUCUGUGUGAUCGAAAAAGCACCCUGGUGGCCGAAUCUCAGAUCGGUUUCAUAGACUUCAUCGUAUACCCGACCUUCUCCUUACUUACCGACAUGGCUGAGAAGAUAGUGGUUCCUUUGGUGGAGGAGAACCCUGGUCCACUGGACCCCUGUAAUAGACACAGUCAUCUGUGGAAGGAGAGCUCCAGGGGGCUGCAGUGGAGUUUGGCCCACGUCACAGCCGAGCUGGUCAGCUUCCGUUCCACGUGGACGCGACACACCGACGACAACAAGCUCAAAUGGAAAGACAGCGGAUCUAACGGAUUCUCUGAAGUGACAGAAGAGCAGAGAAAGGUACAACAGGAGCCGCCGCACAAAUCUAAGCAGGACGCGAGGAAAGACACACAACAGUAGAGAGCACUUCUUUUUCUUUUCUUUUUUUUUUUUAAUGAUGGAUCCGUUUCACGUAAGAGUCACUGUUUGUAACAAAGUCACAUUGCUGUUUUACUGUCCUCAUGUCCUUAUGUCUCAUUUUAGUGUAGUAGGGUAAAUGAAUUACAAUGUGCACAUGCUGGCCAUGUUAUGCAAACUAGACCGUGUUA
Messenger RNA from Dunckerocampus dactyliophorus (ringed pipefish), 1871 nucleotides. RefSeq names its product dual specificity calcium/calmodulin-dependent 3',5'-cyclic nucleotide phosphodiesterase 1B-like. Gene Ontology annotation, molecular function: 3',5'-cyclic-nucleotide phosphodiesterase activity. The coding region runs from base 130 to 1683 and encodes 517 amino acids. NCBI's taxonomy places the organism in Eukaryota, Metazoa, Chordata, Actinopteri, Syngnathiformes, Syngnathidae. The record is from RefSeq and is a predicted model, not a curated record. The transcript is spliced from 14 exons. Gene Ontology annotation, biological process: signal transduction.